AUUGUAGAUAACUCAUUGAAAUUUCCGAUCUAGUGUGGGAACAUGUGGAAGUCUUUCUCAUCCGAACUUCACAAUUAAUCGUGUGCAAGGCGUGUCAUUAUUAAAAUUAAGUCAUCGUGCCGUCAAACCAAAGUGUCAAGACAAGGCGUCUGGCUGUCAUAAACAGCAGAGAAAGGUGUAAAUGUUGACACUGCGCCCAAGCUUGCCAUUAACGUGCGUGGAAUGAAUGAUGGAAUGAAUGAUGGAAUGAUCAAUGAAUGAAACUCAAAAUCAAACCAAAAAGACAUUCAACUCAAGUCAGUUUAAGAUGACAUGGAUGAGACGACAGACACUGGAAAACCAAUCUCAGAACGUGAUGAUUAUGGAGAGACUUACACUACUUUUCAUUUUGGCCAUUUUACUACCAAUCAAAUGUGUGGGCCAGACUUCAAAUUCAACAACUCCUUUGAUGUCUGAAACAACUGAAGCUACGACUACCCCACCAUUGAUGACUACCCAACUAGUGACGACCACCCCACCAUUGAUGACUACCCAACCUGUGACGACCACCCCACCAGUGAUGACUACCCAACCAGUGACGCUUGCGUGUCCAGACAACAUUUUGUCAAAUGCUACAGAAGUCUUGUACACAGUACCGACCGCUUCGGAUGGCACCUCAACCGUUUCAUGUUCACCACCGCCAGGAAAGUUUGAAGAAGGGGAGACCAUGGUCGUUUGCGAUGUUUUAGAUUCACUAAAUGCCACAGUUGCAAACUGCACUUUCAGUGUGACCGUUCUUGAUACCACCCCUCCCAAUGCCACCUUCUUCAAUUGUUCUGCGGACAUUCUAUCAAAUAAGACAAACGUUGAUUACGUGGAACCAGUGGCUUUGGAUGGCCAAGAGAGCUUGACAGUCACAUGUCGGCCGUAUCCCCCUGGCUCCUCCUUCCCCGAGGGUAAUACGAAUGUCGUUUGCACAGCAUCGGACCAAGCGGGCAAUGUUGCCGCUAAAAAUUGUACAUUUACUGUGACUGUCGAUACAACUCCUCCAAAUGCUACAUUUACUAAUUGUUCCGGGGACAUGCUGACCAAUAAUGCAAUAGUGGACUACGAUGAACCAACUGCCUCCGAAGGAGAUGUCAGUCUGAGUGUGUCAUGUGACCCACCAUCAGGAUCUAAAUUCCCAGAAAACCAAGAUACAACUGUCGUUUGUACUGCUUCAGACGCUGCUGGAAAUGUUGCUGAUCAAAAUUGUACCUUCGUCGUCACUGUUGAUACAACUCCUCCAGUUGCAACAUUUACUAAUUGUUCUGAGGGCAUGUUGACCAAUAAUGCAACAGUGGACUACGAUGAUCCAACUGCUUCCGAAGGAGAUGUCAGUCUGAGUGUGUCAUGUGACCCACCAUCAGGAUCUGAAUUCCCAGAAAACCAAGAUACAACCGUCGUUUGUACUGCUUCAGACGCUGCUGGAAAUGUUGCUGAUCAAAACUGUACCUUCGUCGUCACUGUUGAUACAUUAUCCCCUGUUCUGGACCAAAACACCUGCCCGUCUAACACCUCCCAUUACGCUGACUACGCCACUAACUCCACAUACGUGACAUGGGAGUACCCUAGGGCUACUGACAAUCUGGACCCCGAACCCACGGUCACCUGCUCGCCCCAAUCCAACACCAAAUUUGAAAUUGGUGAGAGUACAGUCACGUGCAUAGCAACGGACGCUGCGGAGAAUGUAGCAACGCCGCCCUGUACUUUUCAAGUCAUUGUAACAGAACUGAGAGCCCCCACUAUAGACAGCAUCUCCAACAUCACCAAAGAAACAAUGCUCAUCACGUGGUCCUCCCCUGAUGUCGUUGAGAAUUUUACCGUGGAAUACUCCGGUACAUUUCAAGAUACCGAGACAAAAAAUACAACCCUGCCCGGUACAGAAGACAGCUAUGAACUGACUAGUCUGGUUCCGGGGGAGACCUACACCAUCAAAGUGAUUGCUGAAAGCGAACGUGCCUUCGCAGAGAGCGAAGAACGAAAAAGAACCACAAAACUGAAUGCGCCAACAAUCACUGAUGCCACCUCGGUUGGCAUGACAUCAAUAACCCUUCAGUGGGGAGCAGCCCCAAACAGCUUUGUGGAGAAUUACACCGUGGAGUACACUGGGAUUGAGGAGGACAUGGUUUUGAAAAAUAUGACAUUGGGUGGCACAGAGUUGAGUACAACGCUUGAUGAGCUGCUGCCUGGGGAGACAUACACGCUGAGAGUGGUGGCUAGUAGUGGGUCGGUAGAGAGUGGAGAAGUCUUCGCUGAAAGCCAAGAAGAACAGGAAACUACAGUGCCUAUGCAGGUGACUCUCGAAGAGAUUGAUUCCACAGUGAGUUCCAUCACGGCCCAAUGGCCAGCACCGACUGACCCACAGUCACCACUCACUCCAGUCAUCGAGUAUUACAUCAUCAAAUGCCCAGAAGGAAAACCUGAGCCUGAGCGAGUCGAUUACUCUGAGAAUGUCGAGCAAGCUUCUUGUGUUAACCUCCCCAUGGCUGGCAAAAAGUACACCAUGACCGUGGAAUCCCACAGCGGCGAUAAAAAUUCCUCAAGGUCUAUCCAGAUAAUUGCACUACCUAACGGCGUCAAGCUCACUGAAGGAGUCUCAACCACAUCAUCUGUCAGUGCCUCCUGGGUCUUCCCAGGAGGCCAAGCAGAUGGCUUCAACAUCUCCUGCUCAGAAGGAACUCCCGAUCCAGAAGAGAUCCUCAUUGGGACUACCACCCCAUCACCGAGCUACGAAGCGUCUUGCAUCAAUCUACCAACGCCUGGUGGUACAUAUACGAUGACCGUCUAUGUUGAGAGCGGAGGGAGACAGAGCAACUCUUCCCACAUCCAACUGACUGCCUUGCCAGAGGCAGUUGAUACUCUCAUUAUUGAAAGAGUCUUCACUACUGAAGUAAUAAUUUCCUGGAAUGUUCCGUCGAGUGGAGUCUUCAUGUCUUUCAAUGCGUCCUACUCCGGAGGAGUACCUAAACCUAUCGAGCAUGAAAACGGACAGACAAGCUACGAAACGAGCUUUACUGGUCUGGUUCCCGGAACAGAGUACACUUUUAGAGUGGUAACCCUGAGUGGGGAUAAAGAGAGUGCGGAGGAGACUGUCAUCCAGAGAACAAUUCCCUCUGCGAUAAUAAAGUUUGUCUCAAGCACCCUGACUAAAACCACCAUCACGGUUACCUGGGCUGAGGUCGAUGGCAACAAAGAUGGAUACACUGUCUCAAUCGAUCCAUCUGAAGGGACCUUGGAUCCCAGAGAACCCUUAGAUGAGAAUGCAACAUUCUCUGGUCUUACUCCUGGAAAGAUGUACAGCAUUUCUGUAGUAACAUUAAGUGGCAACUCUGAAAGUGCCUCUUUUGGAGAAAUUUUGACAACUAGACCAGAUUUCCCUGGGCCAGUGAGUAAUUUGGUCAUCAACGAUGUAAAGUUACACAGUGCGAGAGUCAAUUUUGAGGAACCAACGGAGCCCAACGGCAUCAUCACUAACUAUCUCAUUACAUACAGCGGCAAAUGGAAGGAGGAGACAGAUCCUGAGAAAAAUCAAGAGGUGACCUUUGAGCAGAUUCCAUUCGAUGUAACAAACCUUCUCGCUGGAUACACCUAUACAUUCACAGUCCAAGCAAGAAAUGAAGCAGGUCUGGGUGAAUCUACACCACCGAAGUCAAUCACAACUCCAACAAUACCGCCACCAUCGACAAACCCGGCCAAGCCUGAUGAUCAGAAUGCGUCCACGAAACCAACGACGACGUCAAUCACAGCGCGGUUCUUGGACACUUACUUCAGUCACAGCAACGGAGAGCUGAUCAAUUAUACAGUUAUCAUUGCUCAGGAAGGAGCUGACGCCAACGACGUCAAAGAUUCUCCCCAGGCCUGGUCAGAAGUCAAGGAUAUGGCAACAAUCCCGCCAUAUCAGGCAUUUUCACCCAGAUCAUAUCCCUUCUCACCAGUUCGAUCUGGACGAAGGAAACGUCAAGCCUCACCUCGAGAAGAGCAAGUUGUGUUGGGAAUUGAUAAGUGUCAGUCACCAUCCAGUGGGUACUGCAAUGGACCACUCAGAGAUGAUACUAGCUAUGUAUAUCUGUUCCGAGUUUGGAAUGAAGCUGGCUAUGCAGAUACUGUCUUCUCAAAUCCUGUCAAAACUCUGAAUGACAAUUCCUUGGAGCUUGGUUUGGGCCUGGGUCUGACGUUUGGUAUUUUGUUCAUCGUUCUCAUCGUAGUGGUUCUUCUUGUCAUCAGGCGUAGACGGCAGCUUUCAAAGGGAAGAUCCAGCUCCAAUUACCAGAACGAAGGCUUUGAACACGACCUGAUUCCGGUGCGCAGAAAGGGAAACACGCGGCCCGUACGCGUGGAGCACUUCCCUGAACAUUACAGGCUUAUGAAAGCUGACUCGGACUAUCUCUUCUCUGAAGAAUACGAGGAACUGCGACCGAUUGGUCGAGAUCAGGCAGCCGAGGGCGCCGUCUUAGAUGUCAACCGUAGUAAGAAUCGUUUCACCAACAUCCUCCCUUAUGACCACACCCGCGUCAAAAUGAAGCAGGUUGAUGAUGAAGAAGGGUCAGAUUACAUCAAUGCCAACUUCAUGCCUGGAUACAACUCACCGCGGGAAUUCAUUGCUUGCCAGGGCCCACUGCCUGGCACCGAGGAUGACAUGUGGCGCUUGGUAUGGGAACAAAAAGUAUCCACCGUCGUCAUGGUGACACAGCUGGUGGAAAAAGGCAGGGUGAAAUGUCACAAGUACUGGCCGAGUCAGGACAAGCCGGUGUACUUUGGCGAAAUAUUGGUCACCCUCUCGGUAGAGAAGAAACUUCAGUUGUGGACCAUUCGUGAAUUUCAGCUUCAAAAGGGUGAAAAGAUACGCAAAGUACAUCACUACAACUUCACCGCCUGGCCAGAUCACGGCGUGCCGGAGAACACCGACGGUAUCCUGCGAUUUGUGCGCAACGUCCGGAACCAGAUUCUGCAGGAUGGACGGCCGACAUUAGUUCACUGCAGUGCUGGUGUUGGACGUACUGGGACCUUCAUCUGCCUGGACCGUCUGAUGCUUCACCUUAAAGAACAUGACUAUGUGGAUGUGUUUGGAAUCGUCAACGAGAUGAGGAUGCAUCGAAACUUCAUGGUUCAGACAGAGGACCAGUAUGUCUUUAUCCAUGAGUGCCUCAUGGACAUACUCCAAGGCCGGCAGUCCAAUGGAUCCAGCCCAAUCUAUGAAAACAUGGCGGUGUAGAGCCGGCAAGAAGUCUUGUGUUUAUCAUCUAUGCAGCUCAUACUUGGAAAAUGCAAUAAAAAGCAAGUGGAUGCCUCAUAAAUAGCGUUGGUGUGCUGCUGUGUGGAGCAGUGGAGUUGGAACACCUUGAGGUAUUGUCUUUUUUAUACAACUCAGUAGGACCAUUUGUGAAAAAUGAUUUUUAUUUUAUAUUUUUUUUAUUGAGAGAUAAAGAGAGGAGAUAUUGAUUGAUUGAGUUUUAUGGAGAUGUGAAUAUACUGUGCUAUUUUUAGAAAACCAAAGCCUGUAGAUUCCUUGAUUUUAUAUUCCUUUCAAAGUGGGAAAAAGAAGAAUUUGGGUGAUUUCUUUUUGAAAAACUAUUUUUCAGUCUGAUUCUUGGGUUAACAUGUAAAUGUCUAAUAUUUGGUUCCCGUUUCCGAUGUAAUGCCAUAAGCAAUACAGUGCUGCUGAAGAGCUCGGGAGAGGAAUAAAUACACAUGCUUCCAUGGGAGGGACUUAAAUGUUACUCAUGCUGAAGCCUUAGAAACUUGAUUUAUUACGAGCUGUUCAGGAUCAGCUGGUGCUUUGGAAUACGUAGGUGAAAGGAUAAACACUAAUACUGAAAAUAACGUCACCCCAACAUAAAACCUCCACCAGAAGUUGCCCAACUUUUUCAUAUGCACUUUUCCGUAUUGAGAAGAAAAUAUUAAGUUAUUUUGUAUUGUGUUGAAAAAAAAAGUGCUUUUUGAGUAACUAUAAUCAAUACUUUGUUAAAUUCAAAGAUAUUCACCUUGACUUUUCUGUAAAAAAAACAAACAAAUUAGGUUUCCUUAUUGGACCACCUGUCUUGCUUGAAGUACUAAUUAAUAUCGGCCAGAUGUGUGGAACAAACAAUUUGCAUGUUAAUUGCCAUUCCAUACUUUCCUGGAAUAAUCGUUACAAGCAGUUUCGGUGCUAAGCCGCUUCGUACUGGAUUUACCCUGACAUGUGGAUUACAUGUAAUUGGAAUCAGUGAUACAAACAGGCUAAAAUGAAAAAGCUGUUGUGAAUUGGCCGUACCCCAUGACUUGUGGUUGUGGGCAGGCCUUUUUCUUAGAAGAGGUGCUUAAAAAAAAAAUCAUCUUGUCUAAUUGUGUAAUUAGAGAGGAUGGACAUUUUGUCAUCCUAAAUCGGCGUCUAAUGACAUAGUACAUUAGUCACCUAAUCACCAGAUGGCUGGAUUUUAUGUAUCAACAAAGACUCAUUUCGUAUUUGUGCAGUUUUAUUUUUCAUUUGAAGCCACAAAAUUGCUCAAAAUCUAAAGUAAGGUGAAUAACAAUUAAUUUCAGCUCAGUGGAUACUGUACAUUUUGAGAAAACAUGUGCACGUUUGUUUUGAUUCAGUUGCUAACGCACGUAAAAAAAC
Patiria miniata (bat star) is the source of this 6616-nucleotide messenger RNA. RefSeq names its product tyrosine-protein phosphatase 10D-like. Lineage: Eukaryota; Metazoa; Echinodermata; Asteroidea; Valvatida; Asterinidae. The transcript has 30 exons. Gene Ontology annotation, biological process: protein dephosphorylation. The coding region runs from base 254 to 5233 and encodes 1659 amino acids. Gene Ontology annotation, molecular function: protein tyrosine phosphatase activity; protein binding. The record is from RefSeq and is a predicted model, not a curated record.